AUGCACGGUCUUCCAAUCACGGUGCCUUACGUAACAAAAGAUUACCUGCAGCAAAAAAGGUUUCAAGCUCAAAGCACUGGAACGGCAUACGUUAAGGAAAAAGAAAAUAAAUUAAUCGAGACAAAAAGACUGCCGGGAGAAAAUGAUGUUGGAAUGGUCGCGUGGAAAGUGUCUUUUAACACUCCAGAAUAUCCUACGGGUCAGUCUGGAAGCAACCUGGAAAAUCAAAAAAAAGUAAAUGAAUAUGGUACCGAACCGCAACUCCGAACGCCGAACGCGUGUCAGCGUAAUCAAGAGUGA
Messenger RNA from Pediculus humanus corporis (human body louse), 300 nucleotides. RefSeq lists its product as uncharacterized. The record is from RefSeq and is a predicted model, not a curated record. Bases 1 to 300 code for a protein of 99 amino acids. Lineage: Eukaryota; Metazoa; Arthropoda; Insecta; Psocodea; Pediculidae. The transcript has 4 exons. Gene Ontology annotation, molecular function: acetyl-CoA carboxylase activity.